Molecule: messenger RNA, 2748 nt
Organism: Zasmidium cellare ATCC 36951
Lineage: Eukaryota; Fungi; Ascomycota; Dothideomycetes; Mycosphaerellales; Mycosphaerellaceae
Exons: 4
Coding region: 1-2748 (915 amino acids)
Cellular component (GO): microtubule; cytoplasm; membrane
Molecular function (GO): microtubule binding; GTPase activity; GTP binding
Source: RefSeq, a predicted model, not a curated record
AUGGCGAGCAUAAAAGUGGCCAGCGAUGAAGCCAUCAACCAGAUGAAAUCGAAGCAGCAAAGCGAGCUUCUGGAUGCGAUCGACAAACUGCGGCGAGAGCACAUUGACGCUGAAAUCAGCAUACCUCAAAUUGUUGUAUGUGGUAAUCAGUCCAGCGGCAAGAGCUCAGUCCUCGAAUCGCUGGCAAGAGUUCGGUUUCCGGCUGGACAGGGCGUGGUAACGAAGUUUGCUACUGAAGUCGUCCUUAGGAACACCGAGCAUCCAAGCAUGAAGGUCAGCUUGAACGCUUUUACACAGCGAAAGACAGCAUCGAGCCUUCCAAAUCCCUUUCCACAACACGACCAGGAUCUGAUCGACAAGAUUGAAGCUUUUCGGCCAGGGUUCAAUGUCGAAGGGCCAGAAGACUUUCCUUUGGUCAUCAAAGCAGCGACUAGCCAUCUCGCGCACUUGGGAACAACAGGCUCAAUUUGCAGUCAUCUGUUGCGAGUCGAGAUAUCAGGCCCAGAAAACCCCCAUCUAACCUUAGUCGAUCUUCCAGGGCUCAUAUCUAACGACCAAACCAGCAACGUGGAAGCCGGGGACAUGGCAAGGAUCGCAAAUCUUGUUGCUCGCUACAUGAAAGAACCUCGCAGCAUUGUUGUAGCCAUCUUCGACGCCUUGCUUGACCAAGAGUCACAGCAUGUCUUCAAAGUCGUGACAUCAUCAGCGGCGACACAAAGAACUAUUGGCGUUAUCACAAAACCUGAUCGACUCGUACCCGGCUCAGACCAAGAGAAGUUUGUUGCCCGCUUGGCUGAGAAUGAGCAGAUACAUCUUGGUCUUGGCUGGCACGUCGUUCGAAACUUGGCUCAUGAAGAUCAGGACCGCUCGCUUGAGCACCAUCAAGACCUGGAGGGUAGCCUCUUCUCCAGCGACAUUUGGCACACCCUUUCCAAAGCAGAUCUCGGGGUCACGGCGCUCCGACAAAAGCUUGGCCGUGCACUAUUCCACUCUAUACGUGGCGAUUUGACCGAGUUGAUCGCUGAGAUGCGCCGAAAGCUAACUACGAAACAACUCGAGUUGGAAUCGCUCGGUUCACCAAGGGAGUCAAUCGCGGAGCAAAGGACUUACUUGAACAGCGUCGCGCAGAAGUUUGCCCGCCUCGUGGAGUCGAGCUUGGAGGGUGAUUAUCUCAAGCAAGAAUUCUCGACGUUCUUUGCAAAUGACAGCAAUAGGACUCGCGAGACCAUACGAGAAAUUGUGGAGACGUUCGUGGCAGAUAUCCGCGUCAAUGGGCAGAACCGUAAAGUGCAGGGAGAAGGUGCAAAAUCAAGUAGCGACGAGAAAGCCACCCUCACCGCAACGGAGCAAAAAGCCUCUCUCCUCAACGGGACUGCUGACCCAUCACUCUACUGCAAGAAGGUUGCCACCAUCAUGUCCAAAUGUCGAGGAAAAACUCUGGUGGGUCAGAUCCCACUUGAGACAGUGACUGCUAUAUUUCGCGAGCAGUCAUUACCCUGGGAAGCGAUAUCGACCAAAUAUCUCGACUUUUGUAAGUCGGAAGUUCAACGCUUUAUGAGAUCAGCGAUCUACCACGUCGCCGGUCAGCAUACCGGAGACCUUCUCUGGCAAGAGUACAUUUACCAGGUCCUCGUGGCCAAAUCUGCUAGUCUCGAUCUGAAGCUUUCAGAACUCUUGUGGCCGUACCAAAAGUGUCAUCCAAUGACGACGAAUCGUCGUUAUUGGGAAGAAGUCAAGGCUCUUGGCCCUUCAGAGACCGUGACCAAGAUUGCUGACGAACCGGUCGUUGUUUUCGGCCAAGUCAAUCCUAUCAAUGACAGAUCGGGUCCAGCACCGUGGAGUCGUGCAGCUCGUGAUCGAAAAUGGAACAGCGAGCUGUUAGUCGCUGCAGAAGCCAUUGAUAGGGCUGAGGCUUACUACAACAUCGCGGUCGAAACCUUUGUUGAGAAUGUCGCUACGUUGGCUAUUGAGGCAUGCCUUCUGGCAGGUCUGGGCGAAGCCAUACCAGCAGAGACGGUAUGGAACCUGGACGCGGAUGCCAUCGCGAAGUUGGCUGCUGAGCCACAAGGCAUUGCCGAUACGCGCGAGAAAACGGCAAGACAGAUCAAGGCACUCAAAGAGGCCAUUGGGACUUGUGAACGGCACGUACAGCAGCGGAAAUUCAUCCCGCAUGUUCCAGAACGGGCAGUCGACGCCACCCCUGGAAGCCAGCUCUUCAAGUCUACAGCCCCAGAAUCUGUCGCUGAAAAGCCUUCCAGCUUCAAUAGCGGAUCAGGAUUUGGGAGACCAAAGACUAGAAGCCAGCCUAUGUGGUCUCGAAACAAGUCGCCUGCUUUCAAUCAUGUCGAGGAUACCACGCCGCUUCACCAGAGGCUGGGGUCUAUGAAUAACGGAGACAGCAACGCUAUCUCGUCCAACUGGUCUGGGAUCACGCCGCCGAAAGAAGGCUUUGAGGUAGGAGGCCACAAUCAUGGGCUCUUUGGUCAACCUUCGCACGAGGCCAGCAGUCUUUUCGGAUCGAAGAACACGCCAUCGAAGGAUCGAACCACGUUGCCUGAGACUCAAAAUUUGGCUUUCAGGAUGCCUGGGACGAGUGACCCAGUUAGCGGUGAGUGGAUAUUCUCCCCUAGAGCACAUUCGAGCGGCAUGGGAGGGCGACACGACCCGCAGCUAGAUGUCGUGGAGCACUUCCAUAGCAUCACAGCCCACAGUCCGUUUCUGAAGUCGUCUUUUGAGGUCAGAAGCUAG